AUGACUAAGGUAGUAGAAGACUGGAAAUUCAUGUCGAUGGUGUUGGACCGUUUCUUCCUAUGGCUGUUCACGAUCGCUUGCUUCGUAGGGACCUUUGGGAUCAUCUUUCAGUCGCCUUCCUUAUACGACACCCGCGUACCUGUCGACCAGGAACUGUCUUCCAUUCCUAUGCGCAAGAACAACUUCUAUUACCCUAAAGAUGUCGAAACUAUUGGUAUUGUUUAA
This is a messenger RNA of Leptosia nina, 225 nucleotides long. NCBI's taxonomy places the organism in Eukaryota, Metazoa, Arthropoda, Insecta, Lepidoptera, Pieridae. The record is from the annotation of a GenBank genome assembly.